Molecule: messenger RNA, 9510 nt
Organism: Molossus molossus (Pallas's mastiff bat)
Lineage: Eukaryota; Metazoa; Chordata; Mammalia; Chiroptera; Molossidae
Gene: FREM2
Product: FRAS1 related extracellular matrix 2
Exons: 24
Coding region: 1-9510 (3169 amino acids)
Biological process (GO): cell communication
Cellular component (GO): membrane
Source: RefSeq, a predicted model, not a curated record
AUGCGCGAGCCGAGGACCCCCGGGGCCGCCUCCCGUUCGCGAUCCAGCCCCGCCCGUUUUCAGCCGACGCCUCGGCCCCCACCACCGACCCAGCUGGAGCUGCUGCUGCUGCUGCUCCUGUCACUGGUAAGCCGCGUCCCGGCACAGCUCGGUGCCCCCGGCCGGGCGCUGCUGUCCUCGGAUCUCCCGGGGGUGGCGGGGGUCCCCGCCCAGGAGGCGAUCGUAAUGGCGAACCGUGGGCUCCGCGUGCCCUUCGGCCGUGAGGUCUGGCUGGAUCCACUGCACGACCUGGUGCUGCAAGUGCAGCCAGGGGACCGCUGCGCCGUGACGGUGCUGGCCAACGACGCCCUGGCCCAGCGGCCGGGCCGCCUGCACCCCAAGCGCUUCCCGUGCGACUUCGGCCCCAGGGAGGUGAGCUACUCGCACCUGGGCGCACGCAGCCCGUCGCGAGAUCGCGUCCCGCUGCAGCUGCGCUACGACGCGCCGGGAGGGGCGGCGGUGCUCCCUUUGGCGCUGGAGGUGGAGGUGGUCUUCACGCAGCUGGAAGUCGUGACUCGGAACUUGCCCCUCGUCGUGGAGGAGCUGCUGGGGACCAGCAACGCUCUGGACGCGCGGAGCCUGGAGUUCGCCUACCAGUCCGAGACGGAGGAGUGUCGCGUGGGCAUCCUGUCCGGCUUGGGCACGCUGCCUCGCUACGGGGAGCUCCUCCACUACCCGCCGCCCCCAGGUGUAGCUCGCGCGAGGGGCGCCCCGGAGCUGCCCCUGCUGGACUGCAAAGCUUUCCAGGAACUGGGCGUGCGCUACCGCCACAGCGCCCCUGGCCGCUCCCCGAACAGAGACUGGGUGCCCCUGGUGGUGGAGCUGCACGCGCGUGGCUCUCCCGUGGGCAGCCCCGCUUUGAAGCGUGAGCACUUCCAGGUGCUGGUGAGGAUCCGAGGCGGGGCGGAGAACACCGCUCCCAAGCCCAGUUUCGUGGCGAUGAUGAUGAUGGAGGUGGACCAGUUUGUGCUGACCGCCCUGACCCCGGACAUGCUGGCCGCCGAGGAUGCCGAAUCGACCCCCGACUUGUUGGUCUUCAACCUGACCUCUCCCUUCCAGCCCGGCCAGGGCUACCUGGUGAGCACGGAUGACCGCAGCCUGCCCCUGUCCUCCUUCACGCAGAAGGACUUGCACCUCCUGAAGAUCGCCUACCAGCCGCCCUCCGAGGACUCGGACCAGGAGCGCCUCUUCGAGUUCGAGCUGGAGGUGGUGGACCCCGAAGGAGCAGCCUCGGACCCCUUUGCCUUCAUGGUGGUGGUGAAGCCCAUGAACACUCUGGCCCCGGUGGUCACCCGCAACACUGGGCUCAUUCUGUACGAGGGCCAGUCUCGGCCCCUCAGCGGCCCUGCAGGCAGUGGGCCACAGAACUUGGUCAUCAGCGAUGAGGACGACCUGGAGGCUGUGCAGCUGGAGGUGGUGGCCGGGCUGCGGCAUGGCCACCUGGUCCUUCUGGGUGGCUCCGGGGGCAGCUCGGCCACGAAGACCUUCACGGUGGCUGAGCUCACCGCCGGUCAGGUCGUGUACCAUCACGAUGACACAGACGGCUCGCUGAGCGACAACUUGGUGCUGCGGAUGGUAGACGGAGGACGCAGACACCAGGUGCAGUUCCUGUUCCCCAUCACCCUGGUGCCGGUGGAUGACCAGCCCCCCGUCCUCAAUGCCAACACAGGCCUGACGCUGGCAGAGGGCGAGACCGUGCCGAUCCCUCCGCUUGCGCUCAGUGCCACGGACAUGGACUCGGACGACUCGCUGCUGCUCUUUGUGCUGGAGUCUCCUUCAGCCUCCGGGCACCUGAUCCUCCGCCAGACUCACCCUCCGCGGGAGGGGGAGGGGCUUCUCGGGGGCCCCUGGAGGAAGCAAGGGGCGUUCUAUGAGAAAACGGUGACCGAGUGGCGGCAGCAGGACAUCACCAGGGGGCGGCUGUUCUACGUGCACUCCGGGCCCCAUCACCCCGGGCCGGUGCUGGAUCAGUUCGCCUUUCGAGUUCAGGAUAACCACGACCCCCCCAAUCAGUCUGGGCUACAGAGGUUCGUGAUCCGCAUCCACCCUGUGGACCGCCUGCCCCCGGAGGUGGGCAGCGGCUGUCCCCUCCGCAUGGUGGUGAAGGAGUCCCAGCUCACCCCGCUGAGGAAGAAGUGGCUGCGGUACACGGACCUGGACACGGACGACCGGGAACUGCGGUACACGGUGACGCAGCCGCCCACGGACACAGACACCAACCGCUCUCCGGCCCCACUGGGCACCUUGGUCCUGACUGACGACCCUUCCACCGUGGUGGCCCAUUUCACCCAAGCCCAGGUCAACCACCAUAAAAUCGCUUACAGACCUCCAGAUCAGGAACUGGGGGUGGCCGCCCGGGUGGCCCAGUUCCAGUUCCAAGUGGAGGACCGAGCGGGGAACGUAGCUCCAGGCACCUUCACCCUGUAUUUGCAGCCGGAGGAAAACCAGCCCCCUGAGAUCCUCAACACAGGCUUCUCCACUCAGGAGAGGGGACACCACGUCCUGCGGGAGACGGAGCUGCACGUGAGUGACGUGGACACCGAGGAGGCCCACAUCUCUCUCACCCUCACACAGGCGCCCAGACACGGUCACCUGAGGGUUUCCGGACACAUCCUGCCUGUGGGAGGGGUCUUCCAUCUGGAGGACAUCAGACAGGGCCGGGUUUCCUAUGACCACAAUGGGGAUGAGUCCCUGAGCGACAACUGCUCCUUGGAGGUCAGUGACAGACGCCACGUGGUUCCCAUCACUCUCCGAGUGAGCGUGCGGCCCGUGGAUGAGGAGGUGCCCAUGCUGAGCCUUCCUGCCGGUACUCUGGGGUCCUAUCUGGACGUUCUAGAAAAUGGGGCUACUGAGAUCACGGCUAAUGUUAUCAAGGGGACCGCUGAGGAUGCUGAGGAUUUGAUGUUGACUUUCCUCCUGGAAGACCCGCCCUUGUUUGGAGAAAUCCUGGUCCAUGGGGCUCCGGCAGAGCAGUUUACCCAAAGGGACAUAUUGGAGGGCUCUGUGGUCUACGCCCACACAGGUGGAGAGAUAGGCCUGUUGCCCAGAGAGGACUCUUUCAACCUGAGUCUGUCAGCUCUGUCCCCGAAGUGGAGAAAAGCUGGCAACACCAUCCAAAGAGUCACUGUGUGGGUGACCAUCCUUCCUAUCGACAGCCAGGCCCCAGAAAUCUCGGUGGGUGAACCGUUCACAGUCACGGAAGGUGAUAAGAGCACCAUAACCUCAGUGCAUAUCCGCGCUGAGGAUGUGGAUUCGCUGAACGAUGACAUCUUGUGCACGGUCGUCAUCCAGCCCGCCUCGGGCUACGUGGAGAACAUUUCCCCAGCCCCGGGCUCCGAGAAAUCGAGAGCAGGGAUCGCUGUUAGUGCCUUCACCCUGAAGGAUCUCAGGCAGGGUCACGUGAACUACGUUCAGAGUGUCCACAAAGGGGUGGAACCCGUGGAAGACAGGUUCAUAUUCCGUUGUUCCGACGGCAUUAACUUCUCAGAGAGACACAUCUUCCCCAUCGUCAUCAUUCCCACCAACGACGAGCAGCCGGAAAUAUUCCUCAGAGAAUUCGUGGUGAUGGAGGGCAUGAGUCUGGUGGUCGACACGCCCAUCCUGAAUGCUGCGGAUGCUGACGUUCCCCUGGACGACUUGACUUUCACUGUGACCCAGUUCCCUGCGCACGGCCACAUCAUGAACCAGCUGAUCAACGGCACGGUUUUUGUCACGAGCUUUACCUUGGACCAGAUCCUAGAGAGCUCCAGCGUCAUUUAUGAGCACGACGACUCUGAGACGCGGGAAGACAGUUUUGUGAUUCAGCUAACAGACGGUAAGCACUCGGUGGAAAAGAGGGUUCUCAUUAUGGUCAUCCCCGUUGACGACGAAACCCCCCGGAUGGCCAUCAACAAUGGGCUAGAGAUAGAAAUCGGGGAGACCAAGAUCAUAAACAGUAAAAUACUGAUGGCCACGGAUUUAGAUUCUGAAGACAAAUCCCUGGUCUACGUUAUCCGUUAUGGGCCGGAACACGGAUUAUUACAGAGACGAAAGCCUGGGCAUGCCUUGGAAAACAUCACACUGGGCUCGAAUUUCACCCAGGACGAAGUGGACAGGAGCUUGAUUCAGUAUGUCCAUUCUGGGCAGGAGAGCAUUCGGGACCUAAUUAAAUUCGACGUGACUGAUGGGACCAAUGCCCUCAUAGACUGCUACUUUUACGUGUCUAUUGGGAGCGUUGACAUUGUCUUCCCUGACGUGGUAAGUAAGGGAGUGUCGCUGAAGGAAGGUGGUAAAGUCACCCUCACCACAGACCUACUGAGCACCAGUGACCUGAACAGCCCCGACGAGAACUUGGCAUUCACCAUCACCAGCGCGCCGGUGAGAGGGCUCCUGGCAUGCACAGACCACCCGGGCGUGCCCAUCAGCUCUUUCACUCAACUUCAGCUGGCCGGCAACAAGAUCUACUACGUCCACACGGCCGAGGACGAGGCGAAGAUGGACAGCUUUGAGUUUCAGGUCACCGACGGGCGCAACCCCGUCUUCAGGACCUUCCGCAUCUCCAUCAGGGAUGUGGACAAUAAGAAGCCGGUCGUCACCAUCCACCGUCUGGUGCUCAGUGAAGGCGAAAACAAGCUCAUCACUCCCUUCGAGCUCACGGUGGAAGACAGGGACACUCCUGACAAGCUCCUAAAAUUCACCGUCACCCAAAUGCCCAUUCACGGCCAGCUCCUCUUUAACAACACCAGGCCUGCCGUGGUUUUUACCAAGCAAGACUUAAACGAAAACCUCAUCAGCUACAGGCAUGACGGCACCGAGUCGAGUGAAGACAGCUUCUCCUUCACGGUGACCGACGGUUCCCACACGGAGUUCUACGUUUUUCCCGACACGGUGUUUGAGACCAGGAGACCCCAAGUGAUGAAGAUCCAGGUCUUAGCAGUUGACAACAGUGUCCCCCAAAUCGCAGUGAACAAAGGGGUUUCUACCCUGCGAACUCUGGCCACUGGCCACUUGGGAUUCAUGAUCACAAGCAAGAUCUUAAAAGCCGAGGACAGAGACAGCCUGCACUUUUCUCUGAGGUUCGUUGUCACGGAGGCCCCCCGGCACGGGUAUCUCCUCAACCUGGGCAAAGGCAACCACAGUGUUACUCAGUUCACACAAGCGGACAUCGAUGACAUGAAAAUAUGCUAUGUUUUAAGAGAAGGGGCAAAUGCUACCAGUGACGUGUUUCAUUUUACGGUGGAAGACGGUGGCAGAAACAAGUUACCCACUCAGCAUUUUCACCUGAAUUGGGCGUGGAUCUCCUUUGAAAAGGAGUAUUACCUGAUCAACGAGGAAUCCAAAUUUCUGGACGUCGUUCUGAAACGUAGAGGUUACUUGGGAGAGACUUCAUUUAUAAGUAUCGGCACCCGAGACGGGACCGCGGAAAGGGACAAAGACUUCAAGGGCAAAGCGCAGAAGCAAGUGCAGUUCAACCCAGGCCAGACGCGGGCCACGUGGAGAGUCCACGUCCUGAGCGACGAGGAGCACGAGCAGUCGGAGACCUUCCAGGUGGUGCUCUCGGGCCCCGUGCUGGCCGCCCUGGAGGCCCCUGCCGUCACCACGGUGGAGAUCAUCGACCCAGGAGACGAAUCAACGGUAUUUAUUCCCCAGUCGGAAUACUCCGUUGAGGAGGAUGUUGGUGAGCUGUUCAUCCCCAUCCGGAGAAGUGGGGACGUCAGCCAGGAGCUGAUGGUGCUCUGCUACACCCAACAAGGAACGGCCAGCGGCACCGUGCCCACGUCCGUCCUGUCCUACUCCGACUACAUCUCGCGGCCCGAGGACCACACCAGCGUCGUGCGCUUCGACAAGCAGGAGCGCGAGAAGGCCUGCAGGGUCCUGGUCAUCGACGACUCCCUGUACGAGGAGGAGGAGACGUUCCGCGUGCUGCUGAGCAUGCCCAUGGGCGGCCGCGUGGGCUCCGAGUUCCCCGGCGCGCGGGUGACCAUCCUCCCCGACGAGGACGACGAGCCCGUCUUCUACUUCGGGGCCGCCGAGUACUCUGUGGACGAGAGUGCCGGCUACGUGGAAGUGCAGGUGUGGAGGACAGGCACGGACCUGUCCGGGCCAUCCAGCGUCACCUUGAGGUCCCAGAAAACGGACCCUCCAUCCGCCAGUGCUGGCACAGACUACGUGGGCAUCAGCCGGAAUUUAGACUUUGCACCUGGAGUCCACGUGCAGCCUGUCCGCGUGGUCAUUCUGGACGACCUCGGCCGGCCGGUGCUCGAGGGCGUCGAGAAGCUGCAGCUGGUCCUGCGCAUGCCUGUGAACGCGGCCGUCGGCGAGCCCAGCAAGGCCACGGUGUCCAUAGACGACUCUGUCUCGGACUUGCCUAAGAUGCAGUUCCAGGAAGGCGUCUACACUGUCAAUGAAAACGACGGGCGGGUGGCGGCGGUGAUCCACAGGAGCGGGGAUCUGCAGCUCAAGUCCUCGGUGCGAUGCUACACGCGGCAGGGCUCCGCGCAGGUGAUGGUGGACUUCGAGGAGCGCCCCAACACCGACCUCUCCGUCAUCACGUUCCUCCCGGGUGAGGCCGAACAGCCCUGUGUCCUGCAGCUGAUGGACGACGCGGUGCACGAGGAGGUCGAGGAGCUCCGCCUGGUCCUCGGCUCCCCGCAAAGCAACUCUCCCUUUGGGGCUGCCAUCGGGGAACAGAAUGAAACUCUGAUACGGAUCCAAGAUGAUGCUGACAAGACGAUUAUUAAAUUCGGAGAAACCAAGUUCAGCAUAAGUGAACCUAAAGAACCCGGUCAGUCGGCGGUUAUCAAGAUCCCCGUGAUCCGCCAGGGAGACACGUCCAGGGUCUCCCUCGUGCGAGUCCACACCAAGGACGGCUCGGCCACCUCCGGAGAAGACUACCACCCUGUGUCGGAAGAGAUUGAGUUUAAGGAGGGAGAGACCCAGCACACCGUUGACAUUGAAGUGCUCUUCGACGGGGUCCGGGAGAUGCGCGAGGCCUUCACGGUGCACCUGAGGCCGGACGAGAACAUGGUGGCGGAGACCCAGGUGACCAAAGCCAUUGUGUACAUAGAAGAAAUGAACAGCAUGGCCGACGUCACGUUCCCGUCGGUGCCUCAGAUCGUGUCCUUGCUGAUGUACGAUGACACUUCCGGCGCCAGAGAGCGAGCCGCACCCCCGUCUGGCUACCCGGUCAUCUGCAUCACAGCCUGCAACCCGAAAUAUUCCAACUACGACCGGACAGGCUCCAUCUGUGCAAGUGAGCACAUCAACGACACGCUGACUCGGUACCGAUGGCUGAUCAGCGCGCCCACGGGCCCGGACGGCGUGACCAGCCCCAUGCGAGAAAUGGACUUCGACACCUACUUCACGUCGUCCAAGAUGAUCACGCUGGACUCCAUAUACUUCCAGCCCGGCUCCAGGGUGCAGUGCGCAGCCCGUGCCGUCACCGCCCACGGCAGCGAGGGCCUGGAGCUGCUGAGCCCCAUCGUCACCAUCAGCAAGGAGGAAGGUCUCUGCCAGCCUCGAGUUCCGGGCUCCGUGGGAGUGGAGCCCUUCUCCGCCAAGCUGCGCUACCUGGGCCCCGAGGACCCCGAGCACGCCAACCUCAUGAGGCUCACGGUCACCAUGCCGCACGCCGACGGCAUGCUCCCCGUCAUCUCCACCCGAGAGCUCUCCAACUUCGACCUCACCCUCAGCCCCGACGGCACGAGGACGGGGACCCACAGGUGCUCCAACCUCCUGGACUACACCGAGGUGACGACCCAGCACGGCUUCCUCACAGAGGCCACCAGAGGCCCGGGGAGCGCCGCGGAGACGUACCCCUACCAGUACAGCUCGCCCCUCCGAGGCCCCCGCGCCCUGCGCUUCUACCGCAACCUGAACCUGGAGGCCUGCCUGUGGGAAUUCGUGAGCUACUACGACAUGUCGGAGCUCCUCACCGACUGCGGGGGCACCGUGGGGACCGACGGACAGGUCUUGAACCUUGUGCAGUCGUACGUGACCCUGCGGGUUCCCCUGUACGUCUCCUACGUGUUCCACUCUCCCGUGGGCGUGGGAGGCUGGCAGCACUUCGACCUGAGGUCGGAGCUCCGGCUGACGUUUGUGUACGACACGGCCAUCCUGUGGGACGACGGCAUCGGCAGCCCCCCGGGGGCCGAGCUCCAAGGCUCGCUGUACCCCACCAGCAUGCGCAUUGGGGAGGAGGGGUGCUUGGUCGUGAACUUCAAGACAGAAGCCAAAUUCCACGGCUUGUUUGUGCUCUCACAUCCGGGCUCCUUCACGAGCUCAAUGAUCCUGUCCGCGGACCAUCCAGGACUGACGUUCUCCCUGCGCCUGGUGCGGAGCCAGCCGACCUACAACCAGCCGGUCCAGCAGUGGACUUUUGUCUCUGACUUUGCAGUCCGCGACUACUCGGGAACCUACACGGUGAAGCUGCUGCCAUGCACCACCCCGUUGCAGCAGGAGUACCACCUGCCAGUCACCUGCACCCCCAGAGAGCCCGUCACCUUCGACCUUGACAUCCGGUUCCAGCAGGUCAGCGACCCCGUGGCGGCAGAGUUCAGCUUGAACACCCAGAUGUACCUGCUCUCCAAGAAGAGUCUCUGGCUGUCCGACGGAGCCAUGGGGUUUGGUCACGAGAGUGAUGUUGCUUUCGCAGAAGGUGACGUCAUCUACGGCCGGGUCAUGGUGGAUCCCGUCCAGAACCUUGGCGAGUCCUUCUCCUGCACCAUCGAGAAGGUGUUCCUGUGCACCGGGGCCGACGGCUACGUCCCCAAGUACAGCCCCGCGAACGCCGAGUACGGCUGCCUGGCCGACUCCACGUCUCUCCUGCACAGGUUUAAAAUCGUGGACAAAGCUCAGCCAGAGACGCAGGUCACCAGUUUUGGGAAUAUCCUGUUUAAUGCCAAACUGGCGGAGGACGACCCGGAAGCUGUUGUCCUAGUGAAUCAGCCCGGUUCCGAUGGAUUUAAAGUGGACUCAACACCGCUGUUUCAGGUCGCCGUGGGCCGAGAAUGGUACGUCCACACCAUCUACACGGUGAGAGCGAAAGAAGGCACCAGCAGAAGCAUCGGCAAAAGGAGCGUGGGGGGCCGGUACCACUCGGUGCGGAGUCCCAGGGAGCCCGGGGCACCCAGCCAGAGCAGGAGGAAGCGGACGGCCGGGGGCCCCCCGCCACCGGUGUGGGAGAUCGGGGCAGAAAGCAGCCGGGGCACCAAUAUCCAGCACGUCUGCCUGGACCGAACCGACGAGAAGCAGGUCCCCAGAGGGAGAGCCCCUCCAGACAGCGCCCCCCCCUCGGGACUCGACAGCCCUGGCUCCGAGCCCAGCCUGGCCGCGGUCAUGGGGGGCGUGGCCGUGGGCCUCCUCGCCCUGGGCCUGGUGGCCGUGGUGGCAGUGAUGUGCCAGGGCCGGGGGCGCGCGGGCGCCACCAAGGGCUCGGGCGGCGGCCCCUCGACGGCCCCGCAGAGCGGCCAUGGCGACAGCUCAGAGGUGUGA